UGCUCGUGCCCUUUCUUUGCUCACACGUUCCAGCGCCGCGUCAUAGGCGACACACUCCACAGUGCGUGCCUUGCUGUCGGCUCCUUCGGCAGCUAGAGAAGCGUCUUUGAACCGUUGACUCCAUUGAAGGCGUCGAUCGUGCAGAGCUGUCCGGAUGGGUGGUUACCUGGGCCGGUCUCGCCCUCGCCGUCAGUCCCUGACUGUGCCCACUGCGGACCUCCAGAACAGGCCCUCGCCACCUGUCCAUGGUGUUUCCAGGUCUCUCGGGGUUAAUUCCAUGGAUCAGUGCCUGAACAUGGCUGGCAGCCUGUCUUUGGAAGAUGAUGAGACUUUAGCCAAUUUCCAGGAGCACCCUGGGUGCGUGAUGGUCGUUCACACGCAGCGAUAUCCAGUGGAGAAGGCCCGGGAUUUGCUUGCUGGAGAUUUUUCCUCAAUGUUCUUGACUGGCCAGCACAACUCAGUGCCGACACUGUCGGGUUCCAGGAUGUCCCGAAGCUCAAUGAUCCUGAAGGUGGUUUCUACUAAGGGCAGAGCCACGUUCCGUUUUGUUCUGGGGCAGCCGUUCCUGACUAUAUGGUCUUUUCUCAGUGGCUACUUCUCGACCCAAUCUAGGAAGAAGACACGGAUUAGUGCUCUUCAAGAGACCAGCAAAAGCAAAAGCAAAAGAAUGCGAGCAAAGAAAAAGAAAGACCCCACUAUCUUGGGAAAAGGUGGAGAAGGAUUUGCUACGCUGGAGGAAUGCUCCACAGUCGUCAAGAGACCUUCUGAUGAGGGAAAGGACUGUGAUGGUGAUGUGAGCGCCCCAUCUGCAUUUAGACGCCUGAUUGUCAAUGGUGUACUUUCUUCUUUUGUACCCAGGCCGGGUCCUUUGUGUAGGGAUAUCCAUUCCAAGAACUCAGCAAAGAGCAAUAUUAAAGAAUCCCAGAUUGCCUUCAAGAGCUCAUACAAACGAAAUGCCAUUGCCAGCUCCUACAGUUCCACUCUAGCACAGUGGCCACCAGAGAGAAUUCGUGUACAUGCUACUGGAGGUGCCGCCCUUGGAGCAGUUUCUGGGGCUGCUCCAGGCACUGCUGCAGGCGCUACCCCAGAUGAUGCUGCAGGCGCUACCCAAGGUGUUGCCGGUGGUGCUGUUUCAGGGGCUGUCACAGGCACUGUUUCACAAGCACGUGCUGCAAGUGCUGCCCCAAAGGUUGCUGCAGGUGCUGCUGCACAUGCUACCCAAGGUGCUGCCCCAGAUGAUGCUGCAGGCGCCACCCGAGGUGCUGCCCCAGAUGAUGCAUGUACCGCCCGAGGUGUUGCACGUGCUACUCGAGCUACUGCUGCAGGUGCAUCCCCAGGCACUGCUUCUGGUGCCACUGCAGAUGCUGCUUCUGGUGCUGCUGCAGAUGCUGCUUCAGGGGCUGCAGCAGAUGCUGCCCCAGGUGCUGCCCCAGGCGCUGCUUCUGGUGCUGCUGCAGAUGCUGCUUCAGGGGCUGCAGCAGAUGCUGAUCCAGGUGCUGUCCCAGGCGCUGCUUCUGGUGCUGCUGCAGAUGCUGCUUUAGGGGCUGCAGCAGAUGCUGAUCCAGGUGCUGUCCCAGGUGCUGCACCAUGCGCUCUGCCAUUCCCCAGCCCAGACUCAUCCCGGUUGAAGGAGGCUGCAAAUGAAGGUGAUGAGAAAGACGGUGCAUCUUCAGGUAAUGUGAAAAAAAAGGAAAAGAAGACCAAGAAGGAAAAAAAGAAAGAAAGGAAAGAGAAGAAGGAAAAACUCAAGAAAGCCAAGCAAGCAGCUGUCACAGAUGCUCCUCAAGUCAAGCAAGGCAACCCAAGGAAGGGCCCCCCCAAAUCUGACAUUCCAAAGCCUGUGAAACGCAAGAUCCCUCUGUUGCUGCCCAGUAGAAGAGACGUCCCACUGGUUCCGCCACCACCCCCAGGAUUAUAUUUUCGAAUCACUACAGAAGACUUUGACUUAGAAAAGAAAACUGCCAUGCAGUGGAUCAACAAGGUCUUGAAGGAUGAUGGAGCCAAGGCCCGGUGUAAUUAAAUGACCCGAGGAUGGCAACAUGUCACUGGAUACAUAAUACUGAUAUUUAGGCCUGAGAAACCAGUUUCUGUACUCUGUCCAUGUAGUAUAAUAUCACAUUUUAUUUAGAACUAUUUUGAUACUUAAAUAAGAUUGUUACCAAGAAUGCUUGUUGUAGCAUCUAAUUUAUACUCUAGUGUGAUACAUUAUCUCUUAAUAUGAUUAUGUGUCCCCCCUGUUGGUCACAGCUAUGACCCACACAUCCCCUUGGAAGCAAGUCUUCCCGACUUCCCUUGCCCAUCCUGGGGAUCGUCAUUUGUUACUGAGGGUUCUGACUCAGGAUGUUCUUUGACCCUUCAUGCCUCAGAACACUGCAAUCUCUAAUUAGAGCCUUGGGGAAGGUUACUCUUCUUGGAACCACCCUGUCCUAUUUUUUUAAAAAACUUCUGUUGCUGUGAUAAAACACUAUGACAAAAGAAGCUACGUAAGGGAGAAAGGGUUUACUUGGCAUACAGAUCCAGACUGUGGCCCAUCAUUUAAGGAAAGUCAGGGAAGGAACCUGAAGUAGCUGGUCACUUUUCCAGUCAAGGGCAGGGAGAAUAAAUACAUGGCAUACUUUCUGUGUUCAGUCCCAUACUUACACUUAAACAGUUCAAGACCCUAACUCAGGGAGUAAUACCACCCAUAAUGGAUGAGUUCUUUCAUCUUAAUCAAGCCAAACAAGACAGUUUCCCACAGACUUGCCUCCAGACCAACCGGGUCUAGACAGAUUGAGGUGAUUCUAGGUUGUGUCACGCUGACAAUUAAGACUAAAUAUUAUAUACUCUGUCUCUAGCCCCUAAAGCAACUAUCUAUGUGUUCAGAGCAGCAAACUGAACCUCCUUUGAGUGGCACCAUGAGCUCUCAUCUCUGAUUCCCAGGUAUUCAGGUCAGCAAUGUGAGAUAAAUAUACAAAUCCAUUGUUCCCCAGUGUAUCUUGUUUUCUGUAUUGCUUUCACAUUUUUUGCCUUUUGUUAUUCAUAGGAUUUUAAAUGUGAAGUGUUUAUAUGGUUAACAAGCAGAUUCUUCAUCUUAUGUCUUGGUUUAGAAUUCCUCUCAGUCCCCAGGCGUCAAUGUAAAUAAAAAAGAGACUUCCCAAAGAUUAGCAAGUUUAUCCAGGAAUACACACUGCAACAGCACUGUGUGUACCAUGGCAAGCUAUGCAUAUAUUCAAGGAGGUGGAGACAAAAGAGAAACAAGGGGAUUGUGCAAUUUAUUUUGAAACAAGUUUUGACUGCAAGUAUCAAUAACAACAGU
Molecule: messenger RNA, 3295 nt
Organism: Mesocricetus auratus (golden hamster)
Lineage: Eukaryota; Metazoa; Chordata; Mammalia; Rodentia; Cricetidae
Product: nuclear envelope pore membrane protein POM 121C-like
Exons: 2
Coding region: 155-2020 (621 amino acids)
Source: RefSeq, a predicted model, not a curated record